AUGCCGGCCUCUUCCAGCCUCUUCUGCCGGAGUCUCCAGGUGUUCGCUGUCCUACAAUGGCUCUUCCUCUUCUUGGGGCUGUCCCAGGUGUGCCUGGCUGUGCUGAUCCUUGCACUCCUAAGCCGGGCCUGGGUACUAGGGGUCCUCUACCUGGUCUGGCUCUAUGGAGACAGGGACACGCCACAGACAGGAGGUCGCAGAUCUGCCUGGGUCCGCAACUGGGCCAUCUGGAGACAUUUCCGGGACUACUUCCCCAUCACGCUGGUGAAAACCGCAGAGUUGGAUCCCUCCCACAACUAUCUCUUCGGCUUCCACCCUCAUGGCGUCCUGGUCAUCGGGGCCUUCAGCAACUUCUGCACAGAGGCCACCGGCUUCUCCCGCCUCUUCCCUGGCCUCUGCCCGCACCUGCUCAUGCUGCCCUGUUGGUUUCACCUUCCUGUCUUCCGGGACUACAGCAUGCUUAGUGGUUUGGUGUCCGCAGCCAAGGCCAGCGCCGCCUAUCUGUUGUCCCGGCCUGGGGGCGGCCAGGUGGCCGUCCUGGCGGUGGGAGGGCCCCUGGAGGCGCUGGAGGCAAAGCCCGGAGCGCUGAGCUUGCGGAUCCGGAAUCAGAAGGGAUUUGUCAAGCUGGCGCUGGAGCACGGGGCCUCUCUGGUGCCUGUCUUCUCUUUUGGGGAGAACGAACUCUACCAGCAGUUCCCGAACCCACCGGGCUCGUGGGUGCGGACGGCUCAGGAAGCGCUGCAGCCGCUGCUGAGGGUGUCCCUGCCGCUGUUCCACGGCCGCCUGGGCCUCCUGCCCUUCCGCAGGCCCAUCUACACCGUAGGUGAGCCGGGGCCCGCGCGCUCCCCGGGCCGGACGGCACGGUCCCUGGUUGGGGUCUAAGGUCCUGACCAGCCGCCGGUGGCGGCCACGCCGACCUCACCCUCAAGCUGGCCUUUGACAACUGUGAGCACCAUGACCUCGGUUCGCUCCGCAUUCCGCCCACAGUGGGGGCCCCGAUC
Myotis lucifugus (little brown bat) is the source of this 1001-nucleotide messenger RNA. RefSeq names its product 2-acylglycerol O-acyltransferase 2-B-like. Gene Ontology annotation, cellular component: endoplasmic reticulum membrane. Lineage: Eukaryota; Metazoa; Chordata; Mammalia; Chiroptera; Vespertilionidae. Gene Ontology annotation, biological process: diacylglycerol biosynthetic process; triglyceride biosynthetic process. The transcript is spliced from 5 exons. Gene Ontology annotation, molecular function: diacylglycerol O-acyltransferase activity. The coding region runs from base 1 to 882 and encodes 293 amino acids. The record is from RefSeq and is a predicted model, not a curated record.